Molecule: messenger RNA, 988 nt
Organism: Humulus lupulus (European hop)
Lineage: Eukaryota; Viridiplantae; Streptophyta; Magnoliopsida; Rosales; Cannabaceae
Product: inorganic pyrophosphatase TTM2-like
Exons: 5
Coding region: 17-754 (245 amino acids)
Source: RefSeq, a predicted model, not a curated record
GCAUUAACUUUCUAGAAUGGAUAUGAAGGUGCAAGGGAAAGAUCAGCAAUACGUUAAAUUUGUUGCAGAGCAGCUGGGCCUGGAUGGUUCAUAUGUUCCUCGUACUUAUAUUGAACAGAUUCAGCUGGAGAAACUUGUAAAUGAUGUUAUGGCACUGCCAGAUGAUUUAAAGACAAAACUCAGCAUAGAUGAUGAUUUUGCUGCAAGCCCUAAAGAAGCUCUUUCCCGAGCAUCAGCAAAUAGAAGAAUGAAGCAUCUCGGCCGAGGUAUGUCACAAUCAUAUUCAAAUCAGAGAGACAAGACUAUGGCCAAGCUAACUAAACUGGCUGUUAACCACAGAAGGUUUGAUGGAAGGGCCCCAGAUUCACCUGCACCACUUUCAAACCAGGGAAUUAUAACUCAACUUUCUGAACAAAUUUCUACUCUAAACGAAAGGAUGGAUGAAUUUACAUCUCGCAUUGAAGAAUUGAACUCCAAAUUCUCUGUCCGGAAAGUCUCAGCCAGCCAACAAAACUUGGCUAUGCAGGCUGAAACCUACAAUGGUUCGGGACCCACUUCUCUUUAUGUCACCAGAUUAAGUAAUGGUUCUUUGACUGGUUCGCUCCUGCCCAAUUCUUCAUCUUCUUCUCAAUUGACUAAGGAGUCCCCACUGAUGGAAGAGUGUGGUGGAAAGAAUACAUAUACACUUGGUGAAAUUAAUGAAACUCGAAAUGAAUGGGCAGCCAAGCUUCUUGAGCGGAUGAGUCAUAGUUAGAGUAACUUUUGAAAUCAAAAUUAAAAAAUAUACUAAUUGUAGUGUUUAGUUAGUACUUACAUAGUUAUUCCAAGUGUAUAUUUUGAUAUUGUAAUUUUAGAUUUGGAACAUACUGAGUUCUAUUGAUUUUGUCUGCCUAUUGAUUAUGUCUGAACUAUGUUGUAAUUACACAGGAAAUUAUGAAUGAAUAUAGUGGUUGAAAAUAGAGAAAUGAAAAAAUUCUCAUAUUCUACA